AUGGCCAAGUCGAUCAAGUUGCUCGCCGCAAGCAUCACCCGCGUCAACGCCAUAGAAGUGGCCAUGGCUACGUUUGAAGAGCACUACAGCAACCGUGGGUACAGCGCAACCACGAAGCUUGCGUUCUUCAAGUACCUUGCGGGCCCCACCUCCAUAUUCAACACGGCGACGGCAGACGUGCGGGAUGCGAUGGUCGAUGAGUUCUGGGCGGACUCGCAAUGUAAAGGCGUCAUAUAAUGCGAGCAACGCGAUUGAACGUGGCCUCUCUUCAUCUCGAAACAUCGACCCAGUGUACUCCAACGUGCGCAAAAUGCGUCCCUUCAAACCCCAAAACCAAGAAUGAAUUCCAUUAGUAGAGUCCAUAAAGAGUACUUCUACUCUACGAAUCGAC
Molecule: messenger RNA, 391 nt
Organism: Saprolegnia parasitica CBS 223.65
Lineage: Eukaryota; Oomycota; Saprolegniomycetes; Saprolegniales; Saprolegniaceae
Exons: 2
Coding region: 1-237 (78 amino acids)
Source: RefSeq, a predicted model, not a curated record